AUGUGUAAUCUGCUCGCUAAUGCGUCUGUAGUGCCCAUAGCUACAGGUGUCAGAGGUGGUUCAGUCCAGUCAGAUGCAAGCAGUAGCCCCUCUGAGCAGGGUCACAUGUGUCAGCCCCAUCCAGCGUACCCUGUUGGACCACAGUCUCUCCUGGUGGCCCAGCAGCUGGCCUCAGCCAUGAGUGGCGUGAUGUCAGGAGGUGCGCCGAGUCUAAACCAGCCAAUCCUCAUCCCCUUUAAUGCAGGUGGGCACCUGGGGGGGCAGCAGGGUCUGGUCCUCUCUCUGCCUACAGCAGCCAAUAUCCAGGGACUGGUGGCUGCUGCAGCUGCUGGGGGCAUCAUGACUCUCCCUCUACAGAACCUGCAAGCUACCUCAUCGCUCAACUCCCAACUCCAGCAUCUUCAGCAUCUCCAACAAAUACAGCAGCACCACCAGCAACAACAGCAGCAGCAGCGGGAACGGGAGCACCGAGAGCGAGAGCAGCAGAGAGAGCGAGAGCAGCAGAGAGAGCGAGAGCAGCAGAGAGAGCGUGAGCGAGAGCAGCAGCGAGAACGUGAACGUGAACGAGAACGAGAGCAACACUGUGGGUCAGCACACCUUCAGCCUCUCAAUCAGCUGCCAUCCCAUCAUCCACUGACUCCGCCAAUCAAGUUACAAGCUACUGGUUCUUCGACAGGAACCGCCUCCUCUUGUAACUCCGCCAGUCUUGGUUUAGUUCAGACUUCACAAUCUCCACCAUGUCAUAAGCAGAACCAAUCGCCAGCACACAGCCUCCCCUCACCAGUCACACCUCCUCUGCCACUGCAGCUCAAUCCACUAGCCAGCCAGGCAGCAGUCGCAGCAGCAACCAUGGGCUCUAUUACUGGAUCACAAGUGUUUGGGAACGCUGCACUGCCGAGCCUGCAGGGUGUCACAGGCCAACUGGUCACCAAUGCACAGGGACAGAUAAUUGGUACAAUCCCACUGAUGCCAAACUCUGCAGGACCUUCCAACCAAACAGGAGGAGGAACUUCAUCUCUCCAGGUCCAGCCAAUCACGCCACAACUGCUGACCAAUGCACAGGGUCAGAUCAUUGCCACAGUGAUCGGGAACCAGAUCCUGCCUGUCAUCAACACACAGGGAAUCACACUAUCACCAAUCAAACCUGGACAGCAGCUUUCCCAGGCUGCCCAGACCCAGCCGCCUCCCCCUGUGUCUCAGCCAGGCCUGCUGCGAAUGCCCCACAGUCAGAGUCCUCUCCGGCAAGCAUCUUCAUCCUCUUCGACCUCUUCUUCUUCAUCUUCAGCACUCAGUGUGGGGCAGCUGGUUAGCAACCCUCAAACUGCUCAGAGUGAAGUGGAUGGUGUGAAUCUGGAGGAGAUCCGAGAAUUUGCCAAAGCGUUUAAAAUCCGUCGUCUGUCUCUCGGUCUGACGCAAACUCAGGUGGGCCAGGCUCUCAGUGCCACAGAGGGACCUGCCUACAGCCAGUCCGCCAUCUGCAGACACACCAUCCUGAGAAGCCACUUUUUCCUACCACAGGAAGCCCAAGAGAGCACUAUAGCUAGCAGUCUGACAGGCAAACUGAACCCUGGCCUUUUAUAUCCUGCCAGGUUUGAGAAGUUGGACAUCACGCCAAAAAGCGCCCAGAAGAUUAAGCCUGUGCUGGAGCGCUGGAUGGCCGAGGCAGAAGCCCGCCAUCGCUCGGGCAUGCAGAACCUGACAGAGUUUAUCGGCAGUGAACCAUCGAAAAAGCGCAAGCGCCGGACCUCUUUCACGCCACAGGCCCUGGAGAUCCUUAACAGCCACUUCGAGAAGAACACACACCCCUCGGGCCAGGAAAUGACUGAGAUCGCUGAGAAACUGAACUACGACCGUGAGGUGGUGCGCGUCUGGUUCUGCAAUAAAAGGCAGGCGCUUAAAAACACAAUAAAGAGGCUGAAGCAGCCGGAGCUUGGGGCUGUCGCACCUAUGGACCCUCUGGCUGAUCCUUUGGAAGAACAUCCAUAGAUCAGAUGGACUCAAGUGAGAAAAACUGGACCCACUUACCAAUGAUUCACUCAACUGGACACUAAAAACCUGGAUGUGUCUGACUCUGUACUGUGAUGGACCUCCACCAAUUAUAGAAAUGUUAAUAGAAGUGUUGUAAUGACGUUGAAGUGAAGAGACAAAAAAAAAGUCUAAAUGCUUACAGGUUCUGGGUCCUCAUCCAGGACAAAGCAGAGAAUUUUCACUAGGUCACAUCUAAAUCAAGGACAGCUAUAAAACUACUACAACCAAAGUCUGAUGUGUCUGAUUCCUGAAGGGUUUUUGUUUUGUUUUUUGUAAAUGUGUUCUAAAUUUUUACAUUUGUACUGACCAAAAGGAGAAAAAAAGAUAUAUGUGUAGGGGCAUUGGGGUGGUGGGAGGGUGUAACAUUAUCUUUGUCUCACUUGCUCACUUGGGUUUAUAUGUAAAUAUUAUGCUAAUUUUGUCUUCAAAUUGAAAUCACAAACUCUUUGGAAACUUUGUCUCAGAGAUGACCACCUCAUAUACCUGUGGUCCUUUCUUUAGUCUCCUCACUCCUGUUUGUAAAAGUAUCAUUUAAAAGAUUUGUUUUUAUCUCUGGAAGAAUGGGUUAUAUGUCAAAGGUGGUCGAUAUGGCAGAACCCACAUUGUUGCAGCUGUGACUUAAACUACAGUAUGUCGUUGUAUUGCCAAAGCCUUCUAGCCAAAGAACAUCAUUCUUCAGCCCAAGGACAUGGGCUGUAGCCCAAGGACUAUAAAUGGGCAAAAAUAUUACUUUUUUUUUCUUUUUCUGUGAUGAAAUUUUUCAGUGUUUUGUCCCAACAAUGGCUUCAGGUCUGCAUGAUUUGCAGCACACAACCGAUGUGUGGAAAUUAAAUGAGAUCAUUUCUAA
Molecule: messenger RNA, 2875 nt
Organism: Tachysurus vachellii
Lineage: Eukaryota; Metazoa; Chordata; Actinopteri; Siluriformes; Bagridae
Gene: pou6f2
Product: POU class 6 homeobox 2
Exons: 9
Coding region: 1-1986 (661 amino acids)
Biological process (GO): regulation of transcription by RNA polymerase II
Molecular function (GO): DNA-binding transcription factor activity, RNA polymerase II-specific; RNA polymerase II cis-regulatory region sequence-specific DNA binding
Source: RefSeq, a predicted model, not a curated record